Molecule: messenger RNA, 2280 nt
Organism: Aureobasidium musti
Lineage: Eukaryota; Fungi; Ascomycota; Dothideomycetes; Dothideales; Saccotheciaceae
Source: the annotation of a GenBank genome assembly
AUGACCAAAGCACCAGCAGUCGUGAUAGUAGUCAGACAUGGUGCUCGACUAGACGCCGCCGACAAGUCAUGGCAUCUAUCAUCACCCACUCCAUAUGAUCCACCACUCACGUACGGUGGUUGGAUCCAGUCGAGAGCACUCGGUUUGCGUAUUGCCAGUCUCCUACACGAACGAGAAAGGUCAGACNCCUCGUCGGGCACCUCGUCGCCUGCUGGACCGCCCACAGAUGCCGGCCUGGGCAUUAACGACUCUCUCCUCUCCGAAGCAAACAUCCACGCGAGAUCGACGUCGACAUCGCGGACGAAACGCAGAAAACACAAGGUCGUGAUACACUCGUCGCCGUUCCAGCGUUGCGUGCAGACGGGUAUCGGCAUCAGCGCUGGCUUGUCGCAGUACCAAGGCCUGCCAGCGACUGCCAGAAAGAGCAGCGAUGCGCGACUCAAAACACUCAGCCAGCUCCGUGGCUCUCCCAGUCUGCGGCCCAGAGAUGCUUCUGCUUCUCCCCAAUUACGCCCCGUGCCCGAGCACCAUGAAGAGUCGCGCGAGUAUCCACGCAGUUCGCCGAGGGAGCAGAAGGACCACAUACCGCAGAGUCGUACCACCCUCCGAGUCGAUGCCUUUUUGGGCGAAUGGCUAUCACCCGACUAUUUCGAAAUGAUUACGCCGCCGCCCGAGAGCACCUUGAUGGUCACAGGUGCGAAGGCUGAGCUUCUUCGUCCAGCAGACAAGAUCGAGACCUAUACACCUUCCUCCCCAGUCGUCUCAGNNGGGGGCAAUCUUUGGGGAACGCCUCCACCUGCCCGUCAGCAUUCGCACUCGAUCAGCAACGUCCCAUCCCCUCUGUCACAUGAAACCAAUGGUCCGUUGGAGAAUUGGCGCGUCUUCUCGCGCGACGUCCCUACAAGAGACCGCGGAAACAGUCUUGGUGCCACCAAGGCUCCCGAACAGUUCAGACCUGCCGAUUCAUCUUCUGCGCCCUACAAGCACGAAAACUCGCCUGGUUACACUCCUCCUACCCCAACCUAUGCCAUUUCUCCUGGCGAUCCUAUUCCUCGCGGCUAUGUUGCUCACGCCCGCGAUCAAUGUGUCAAGGUCGAUUACAAGUGGGACAGUAUGCGCGAGCCGCAAUCUUGGGGUGAUGGUGGUCGUUUCGGUGAAGAAUGGAGUCAGAUGCACAAGCGAUUCCGCCAUGGCUUGUCCAGUAUGGUUGACUGGUAUGACACGACCCAGUCGGAGGCGAAACAGCCCGCCCACGAUAGCAGUGAAGCUGUUGUUGAUGACGAUGACGAAGAUCUCGUUGUGGUCCUGAUCACGCACGGAGCCGGCUGCAAUGCUUUGAUUGGCGCCCUCACCAAUCAACCUGUACUACUUGAUGUCGGCAUGGCCUCGCUCACUAUGGCUGUACGCAAAGAUGACGCAUCUGCUUCACCGUCUACCAGCGGGCACAUGUCACCUGUUGGUUCGCCAGCUUCAGGCCACUCGCCAGCUCUUGGCCCUGCUGAUGCUGCACCCCGUCCGUUACCGCGUCGGCAGAGUUCUGUGGAUUCAGGUCUAUCUUCUCACUACGAGAUGAAGAUCGUUGCGUCAUCUGAACACCUUCGUCCUGGUGUUGAUCCUACCAAGGCAUCUGCACCCCCAGUGGCUUCUCCCAAGUUGUCUGCUUCACAGACCGUGCCUCAAUCACGUAGCCGACGUUUUGGAUCUGCCAGUUCACAUGCUUCAGCAGGCGCUCCUGUCGAUUCAAACUGGAGUCUGCCUGAGCCGAGAGCCAGAAUCAACAGUUCGCUUGGUAGCAUGCGCCGUCCAUCCCGCCCAGUAAUUACACCUGUGGUAACCAGUCCUGCUGUUCCAUCAGCAGUGAAGAACGACUCUCCGACCGGCCUGUGGAAUCCCACAAGUGCCAAAGACAGCGACUCACCUAACUUCCUUAAUACACUAGCUCGGUCAAACUCGUUGGCAGCACGUCUGUCUACACCCAAGGCGCCGACUCCAGAACGCUCAGUUUCACCGAGAGCCGACUCCAGAUCUUCGCCAGCGGAAACAGAAGAGAUUGCCAUCAAAGAAGAGGCAAAGUCGAGUGUUUCUGCGCUCCCUACGGUCGACGAUACUCCACCACCAAAGUUGGCGCGAUCUCUCAGCCAGAAAGGUCUCUGGGGUAGCGCUCCAAAUGGCGCUUUCCCUCGUGAAGCAGGAGUUCCAAAAAGACGUUGGACUGUGGUGCAAGAUAGUUAACGAUGGAAUGCUUGUAUGUUUCACGAACUCUUGCGUUGCGUCUUUAGU